This is a messenger RNA of Recurvomyces mirabilis, 2592 nucleotides long. RefSeq lists its product as uncharacterized. The coding region runs from base 1 to 2592 and encodes 863 amino acids. Lineage: Eukaryota; Fungi; Ascomycota; Dothideomycetes; Mycosphaerellales; Teratosphaeriaceae. The record is from RefSeq and is a predicted model, not a curated record. Gene Ontology annotation, biological process: chorismate biosynthetic process. The transcript is spliced from 2 exons. Gene Ontology annotation, molecular function: 3-dehydroquinate dehydratase activity; 3-phosphoshikimate 1-carboxyvinyltransferase activity; shikimate 3-dehydrogenase (NADP+) activity.
AUGGCGGCACUCCAUGCCGGUCUCAAGCGGAAUCACGAUCACAUGCUUGACCUCCGCCACUCGGUCUCAGAGGCGACGUCAAGAGACCUUUCACCUUACGAUCGCGAGGAGCGCCCGACGAACACUCCGCGAGCCACACUUGACCGCUCUGGGCUCCAUGGCGAUGUGUUCGAAGAUAGUGCAUCGUUCCGCACCUUUGACGCCAGUUCCUCCAUUGUCCUAAUAGGUGUACGAGGUGCUGGUAAGAGUUCUCUAGGUGUGCUUGCUGCCACAGCGUACAGUCGCCGUCUGGUCGAGAUCGACAGGUCCUUUUUCGAUACCACAGGUAUCACACCUCGAGACUAUCGCAAGGCUCGUGGCACCGAGGAGUUCUAUAAGCGCCAUGCCAGUGUGUUAGCCCACACGCUUAACACUCACAAUACCAACAGUGUCAUCAUAUGCGGUUUUGCAGAUCUCGAGCAUGAUGGUGCAACACUGUUGCGGACUUACGCAAAGACUCAUCCGGUAUUCCACGUCACACGAGACGCCAUGGGAAUCCAGUCUUACCUGCAAGUCUGGUCUGUGGAUAGGGUUCAGCGACUGCUGCGCGAUACUGGACCUCUACUGCGCUCGUGUACAAAUUUUGAGUUUUUCAACCUCACUGAAGUAUUGGCGGCCCCUGCAGAACAAGGAGUAUCGGAUGUCACCAGAUCAGACGGGCUCUUUCUUACUCUGAAGCGAGUGGAGCGCGACUUCUUGAGGCUAUUGAGGAAUGUGUUGGGUGACCGCGAUCGUAUACCUUCACAUCAGUCCGCGUAUCCUCUUUCCCAGAUAUACGUACACGAGCGGCCAUCCACCAUAUGUACACAGGUCGAUCUGGAAGACAUUGUGCGCCGCACUGCUGACCUUGACGAUAUUCAAGUGGGGGCCGACGCGAUCGAAAUCCUCAUAGCUAUGAGCACUUCGGAUCAUGGACCACCUCACGAGGAUCUGCUAUUGUCGAUUGCCGAAGCCUUUGCGGUUGUCCGGAGGUCUACCAUAAUACCAAUCAUACUGACAGUCGCACCAGCACAGCGAGACGGUGAACUCAAACAACAGUAUAUGUGUCUUACAAGUUACUGUUUGCGAUUCGGGCCCGAGUAUGUCACUGUCGCUCUCCCUCCGAAUGGUGAUAAUGUAAAUGUCAGAGCUCUACUCGGUGGUAAAGGCAGGACCGUCAUGAUCGGCGAAUGCGAUAUGGAUAGCAGACCGAAGAAUGGCUGGCUCGAUGAAGAAUGUCUAAAAUUGUAUUGUCGAGGCGAUAGCUUAGGCUUCGACAUUGUCAGGGUGCGCAUGCCAGCAGACAGCACGGAAGACAAUUUCGGGAUACCCAUCUUCCUGGAUCGAGCGAGUCGAUUGGGCUUACGGUCCUUGCUCACCGCAUACAACACUGGAAAGCAUGGCCGGACUUCGCUCUGCUUCAACAAAAUUUUGACCCCAGUCACUGCUCCAGGCUCGCACGAUAGCAUGACUGCUAGAGGCAAGACCGCCAUCACAGCAACCGACAUUUUCUCGGCACUAUUCGCGACAUUUGUGUAUGAGCCUCUUCACUUCUUCAUCUAUGGAGCAAGCGUCGACUUCUCGCUCUCGCCUGUGAUGCACAAUGCUGCAUAUAGAGCGUGCGGCAUGCAACAUACGUACAGUAAGCACUCUUCUCCAGACCUCAAGGACUUCGAGAUGUUGUCUCAACAGCCGGACUUCGGUGGUGCGGCGGUGGUGCAGCCUUACAAGACUGGUGUGUUACCCCUUCUCAAGGGACUGAGCUCUCAUGCCAAGGCAAUUGGCGCUGUCAAUACCAUCUUACCGGUCCGUGAGUUUGUGCAGGAUUCUCAGAUGCCAACUUCUACUCAGCUACUCCUGCAAGCAAACAAAAGUGGGCCUGUAAAGGCUCUUUACGGCGAUAAUACCGACUGGAUCGGAAUGCGUGCUUGCCUACGCCGAGGUCUUUCCCCUGCAAACACUGUUCGACCGCACAGUACAGCCCUGAUCUGUGGAGCUGGUGGGCAGGCACGAUCGGCCGUCUAUGCAAUGCUUUCUCUUGGUGUUCGGACCGUUUUCGUCUGCAAUAGGAAUGCUGACCAUGCGCAUGAGCUAGCACGCCAUUACAAUAGUCUGCUCAAGGAUCAGUCUGUGGGGGUGGUUGAUCCUGCGGAGAGUGGUAAAUAUCGUGUCAGAGUCCUAAACUCCUUUGCAAGCACGUGGCCAAAGGACGCUCGUCAUCCUUCCAUGAUCUUGUCCAGUAUUCCUACACAAGCUGCCGAUGGUUCGCCAACAAAUUUCACAUUGCCGGCAGAUUGGCUGAAGAGUCCUACUGGCGGUGUAUUGGUAGAACUCGCAUACCGCCCGAUGGUUACGCCUAUUGUCAAACAAGUUCGCGCACUGGCUCACAAGGGUUGGAUUUUGAUGGAUGGCUUCGAUGUCCUGCCGGAGCAGGCCUUUGCACAAUUCGAAUUAUUCACCGGCCGUCGUGCUCCACGAAAGGUUAUGCGAGAUGAGGUACUUAGACGAUACCGUGAAGAGCAGCAGAGCAUAAGUGCAGCGUGCAAUCUCGAUCCUAAUCCUCCCGCCAGCUGA